AUGGGACAUCUGGAGUUAAUACUAGUAUUAACAUGGAUAACAGGUUGUUUUACCAUAGACAACAACGCAAAUAGAUAUGAUGUGACAGAGAGAGAUGCAGUGUUGGCUUCCUGUGAUUUCAACCAAAAUGAAGUACCAUUCUGCAACUUCCAACAAGACACCACAGAUAACGGUGACUGGACGCGUCACAGUGGACCCACCCCAACCCCAGGCACUGGACCUAAUGGAGACUAUCCGGAUGGAACUGGCUUUUACAUAUAUCACGAGGGUGACAACUCUAUAAAUGGACAGAGCGUACGCCUUCUCAGCCCAGUUAUUAGUAGUGGACCUUCUGAGAUCUGCGUACAGUUCUACUACUACAUGUAUGGCUCUGACAGCAGUAACACCCUGACUGUGUUUGCCAAACGUCCUGGCUCUGAGGAACAAAUGUGGCAAAAAACUGGGAUACAGAGCCCGUCAUGGCUUGGAGCCUCUGUCAGUGUGCCAAUACCAGCUGGAGAGACUGCUCAGAUUGUGUUUCAAGCAAUGCGUGGGCACUCCGCAUCAUGUGACACUGCCCUGGAUAACAUUGUCUUCACUGAGGGACCCUGUGCUGGCUGUAUAGCUGGGUGUGAUUUUGAUGAUAAUGUUGAAUGCAGCUGGACGAAUGUGAUAACUAAUGAUCAAAUAUUUGGUUGGGAGCUUUGGAAUGGACAGACAGAUACACCAGGCACUGGCCCUGAUGAUGACUUCUCCAAACCAGGAUUGGGGUCAUACCUGUUAAUGGACUCCAGCUUUAGCAUUGAAGGAGAAUCCGCUCAGCUCUGGAGCCCCUCUACCUCAGCCUCUGGUUGCCUACAGCUGGACUUCCAUUACUACAUGUAUGGCAGUGCCACCAGCAUGGAGCUAAAUGUCCAUGCAGUCACCACUGGUGUAGCACUUGGAGCCCCUAUUUUCAGCCUCAAAGGAAAUCAAGGACAGGGCUGGAAGCCUGCAAGCGUUCGCUUCAUUGGUUCAGCUGAUUCAGUGGAGUUUGUAAUUGUAGGUGUUUAUGGUGAAACAGACAAGACAGAUAUUGCAAUUGAUAGUGUCUGCAUUACCACUUGUACAGCAACUCCAACAACACCUAAGCCAUCCCCACCCCAACCCACUACACCUAAACCAACGACAGCAGGUCCAUCAUCACCUAAUCCAUCUACACCCCAACCUACUUCACCUAAACCAACGACACCAGGUCAAUCAUCUCCUAAUCCAUCUACACCCCAACCUACUUCACCUAAACCAACGACACCAGGUCAAUCAUCUCCUAAUCCAUCUACACCCCAACCUACUUCACCUAAACCAACGACUCCAGGUCCAUCAACUCCUAAUCCAUCUACACCCCAACCUACUUCACCUAAACCAACGACACCAGGUCCAUCAUCUCCAAAUCCAUCUACACCCCAACCUACUUCACCUAAACCAACGACACCAGGUCCAUCAUCUCCUAAUCCAUCUACACCCCAACCUACUUCACCUAAACCAACGACUCCAGGUCCAUCAACUCCUAAACCAACAACACAUAAGCCAACUACCCCAGGACCAACACCACCAGUGAACUGCCCUCCAGACUCCGAGUACAUUGAUUGCGGCCCAGCCUGUAUUCCUACCUGCGCAGAGCCCUCUACUAACUGCUCUGGUUCUUGCAUCAGCGGCUGCUUCUGUAAACCAGGAUUUGUUUUCCGUGGUCGGCGCUGUGUUCGUAUUGAGCAGUGUGGAUGUCUGGAUGAAGAAAACAAUUACUUUGAGCCUGGUGAGAUCAUAUUUGGAGAUGGCUGUUCCAAGUUGUGUCGCUGUGCUGGCAACUACACCUUCGACUGUGUGGACAACACCUGUGACCCUGUGACAGAAGAAUGUCGGGAGGUUGGUGGAGUGCACGGCUGCUACCCUAAAGAAACCUCCACCUGUAUUGCCUCUGGUGACCCCCAUUAUAACACCUUUGAUAACCGGCGCUAUGACUUCAUGGGAAACUGUUCUUACCUGAUGUCCGAGGCUUGUAACAGCACAGACGUGCCUUACUUCGCUGUGUACACAGACAAUGAGAAUCGCUACAACAAUCCUCAUAUCAGCUAUGUAAAAGCAGUUCAUGUCCAUGCGCUGGGAGUCGUAGUGUCCAUUCUGAAAGGAGGAACUGUUCAAGUCAAUGGAACUAAUGUAAACAUUCCUCUGAGUCCUGUCAGUGGUGUUGACAUUUUUAUGUCUGGCAAGCACUACACAGUGGCCUUGAGCUUUGGAGUAACCGUACGUUAUGAUGGAAACCACUAUAUGGACAUAAAAAUGAUCAAGGACUAUGAGGACAAACUUUGUGGACUGUGUGGGGAUUACAACGGAGACCCUCAGGAUGACUUCCAGACCCCAACUGGUGAACUAGUCCAAAGCCCCAAUGACUUCGGCCACAGCUGGAACACAGACCCUGAGUGUAACAAGCCAGAGGUUGGCCCAUCCCCAGGAUGUACAGAUGCUGAGCAGGAGUUGUAUGAAAGGCCUGCUUACUGUGGUAUCAUAUUGGACAGCAAUGGCCCAUUUGCUUGCCAUCCAAAAGUCAACCCCAAUGGUUUCUUCCAAGACUGUCUGUUUGACGUUUGUGAGCUGGAUGGUGCUCAUUCUGCUUUGUGUGAAGCAAUAGAGUCAUACGUCAAUGAAUGUCAGGACCGUGGAGUCACAAUUGGACCCUGGAGAAACAGCACCUUCUGUCCUCUGAAAUGCCCACCCAACAGUCACUUUGAAUCGUGCGCACCAGUUUGCCAGCCUUCCUGCACUCCAUUUCCACCAAGUCAGUGCAGCGGGCCUUGUUCUGAAGGAUGUGUUUGUGACCCGGGAUAUAUCCUCAGUGCUGGCCAGUGUGUGAAAGAAGAAACAUGUGGUUGUAGCUAUAAUGGAAAUUAUUAUCAGCCAGGCGAAGAGUUCUACACUAAGGACUGUGAGCAACAGUGUAAGUGCGACCCCCCAUUUGUAACCUGUAAAGCUGCCGACUGCCCACCAAUGGAACAAUGUGGAGUACAGGGUGGUGUAAUUGGGUGUUACCCACAAGAAUCUCAAGACUGUAUUAUCUCUGGUGAUCCUCAUUAUAACACCUUUGAUGGCAAAUACUACAGCUACAUGGGCACUUGCACCUACACUCUGGCCCGCACCUGCAAAAACAACACUGGCCCCUGGUUCUCCGUAGAGGGUAAGAAUGAAGAGAGAGGAGUUUCUGGCGUUUCUUACCUGAGGAAACUGUACGUGACUGUAGAUGGCAUCACUGUGACACUGAUGAAGAACAAGAGAACUCUGGUGAAUGGACUCAGGGUGUCUCUUCCUCACUCCCCAUCUCCACUCAUUUCGCUGUCUCUUGCUGGACAAUAUGUUAUCCUCACAACUCCGUUCGGCCUGGAGGUGCAGUGGGACGGCAACCAUUACGCCAAGAUCUCAGUUCCUAGUUCCUACUAUGACCAGAUGUGUGGCCUGUGUGGGGACUACGAUGGAAACCCCAAUAAUGAUUUCACUAAGCCAGAUGGCUCCCAAACGGACAGCUCAAGUCAGUUUGGUGACAGCUGGCAAACCGAUGAGGAUGAGGAUGCAACGUGCAAGCCGGACCCCGGGCCUCAACCACCCUGCGAUCCUGUGCUGGAGGGUGUCGUGUCAAACCCAGAGAACUGUGGAAGAAUAACUGACACAAAUGGAGCAUUUAGGGACUGCAUAAAUGUGGUGGACCCGUCGCCUUUCUUCCAGAGCUGUGUGUUUGAUAUGUGCCGUUAUGAGGGACUGCAGCAGGCCCUUUGUGACCAACUUCAGGCUUACACUGAUGCUUGCCUCAGUGCAGGUGCACCUGUCCAUCAGUGGAGGGAGCCAGACUUCUGCCCUCUGGAAUGUCCUCCAAACAGCCAUUACUCCAUAUGUGUGAGCUCGUGUCCGGAGACAUGUCUGGGUAUCAAUGGACCACCGGGCUGCAGUGAGAAGUGUGUUGAAGGCUGUGAAUGUGACCCUGGCUUUAUCCUCAGUGACAACAAAUGUGUUCCUCUUAAAGACUGCGGCUGUGUGGACUCCUCAGGCUCCUACCAUCCAGUAAAUGAGAGCUGGUAUCUGGACGGCUGUACGCUGAAGUGUACAUGUGAGGGUGGAGGAAAUAUUCACUGUUACAACACCAGCUGUCUUCCUACUGAGAGCUGCCAACUUCAAGAUGGAGACUAUGUCUGCAAACCAAAUGUGAACUGCCCUCCAGACUCCGAGUACAUUGAUUGCGGCCCAGCCUGUAUUCCUACCUGCGCAGAGCCCUCUACUAACUGCUCUGGUUCUUGCAUCAGCGGCUGCUUCUGUAAACCAGGAUUUGUUUUCCGUGGUCGGCGCUGUGUUCGUAUUGAGCAGUGUGGAUGUCUGGAUGAAGAAAACAAUUACUUUGAGCCUGGUGAGAUCAUAUUUGGAGAUGGCUGUUCCAAGUUGUGUCGCUGUGCUGGCAACUACACCUUCGACUGUGUGGACAACACCUGUGACCCUGUGACAGAAGAAUGUCGGGAGGUUGGUGGAGUGCACGGCUGCUACCCUAAAGAAACCUCCACCUGUAUUGCCUCUGGUGACCCCCAUUAUAACACCUUUGAUAACCGGCGCUAUGACUUCAUGGGAAACUGUUCUUACCUGAUGUCCGAGGCUUGUAACAGCACAGACGUGCCUUACUUCGCUGUGUACACAGACAAUGAGAAUCGCUACAACAAUCCUCAUAUCAGCUAUGUAAAAGCAGUUCAUGUCCAUGCGCUGGGAGUCGUAGUGUCCAUUCUGAAAGGAGGAACCGUUCAAGUCAAUGGAACUAAUGUAAACAUUCCUCUGAGUCCUGUCAGUGGUGUUGACAUUUUUAUGUCUGGCAAGCACUACACAGUGGCCUUGAGCUUUGGAGUAACCGUACGUUAUGAUGGAAACCACUAUAUGGACAUAAAAAUGAUCAAGGACUAUGAGGACAAACUUUGUGGACUGUGUGGGGAUUACAACGGAGACCCUCAGGAUGACUUCCAGACCCCAACUGGUGAACUAGUCCAAAGCCCCAAUGACUUCGGCCACAGCUGGAACACAGACCCUGAGUGUAACAAGCCAGAGGUUGGCCCAUCCCCAGGAUGUACAGAUGCUGAGCAGGAGUUGUAUGAAAGGCCUGCUUACUGUGGUAUCAUAUUGGACAGCAAUGGCCCAUUUGCCGCUUGCCAUCCAAAAGUCAACCCCAAUGGUUUCUUCCAAGACUGUCUGUUUGACGUUUGUGAGCUGGAUGGUGCUCAUUCUGCUUUGUGUGAAGCAAUAGAGUCAUACGUCAAUGAAUGUCAGGACCGUGGAGUCACAAUUGGACCCUGGAGAAACAGCACCUUCUGUCCUCUGAAAUGCCCACCCAACAGUCACUUUGAAUCGUGCGCACCAGUUUGCCAGCCUUCCUGCACUCCAUUUCCACCAAGUCAGUGCAGCGGGCCUUGUUCUGAAGGAUGUGUUUGUGACCCGGGAUAUAUCCUCAGUGCUGGCCAGUGUGUGAAAGAAGAAACAUGUGGUUGUAGCUAUAAUGGAAAUUAUUAUCAGCCAGGCGAAGAGUUCUACACUAAGGACUGUGAGCAACAGUGUAAGUGCGACCCCCCAUUUGUAACCUGUAAAGCUGCCGACUGCCCACCAAUGGAACAAUGUGGAGUACAGGGUGGUGUAAUUGGGUGUUACCCACAAGAAUCUCAAGAUUGUAUUAUCUCUGGUGAUCCUCAUUAUAACACUUUUGAUGGCAAAUACUACAGCUACAUGGGCACUUGCACCUACACUCUGGCCCGCACCUGCAAAAACAACACUGGCCCCUGGUUCUCCGUAGAGGGUAAGAAUGAAGAGAGAGGAGUUUCUGGCGUUUCUUACCUGAGGAAACUGUACGUGACUGUUGAUGGCAUCACUGUGACACUGAUGAAGAACAAGAGAACUCUGGUGAAUGGACUCAGGGUGUCUCUUCCUCACUCCCCAUCUCCACUCAUUUCGCUGUCUCUUGCUGGACAAUAUGUUAUCCUCACAACUCCGUUUGGCCUGGAGGUGCAGUGGGACGGCAACCAUUACGCCAAGAUCUCAGUUCCUAGUUCCUACUAUGACCAGAUGUGUGGCCUGUGUGGGGACUACGAUGGAAACCCCAAUAAUGAUUUCACUAAGCCAGAUGGCUCCCAAACCGGCAGCUCAAGUCAGUUUGGUGACAGCUGGCAAACCGAUGAGGAUGAGGAUGCAACGUGCAAGCCAGACCCCGGGCCUCAACCACCCUGCGAUCCUGUGCUGGAGGGUGUCGUGUCAAACCCAGAGAACUGUGGAAGAAUAACUGACACAAAUGGAGCAUUUAGGGACUGCAUAAAUGUGGUGGACCCGUCGCCUUUCUUCCAGAGCUGUGUGUUUGAUAUGUGCCGUUAUCAGGGUCUGCAGCAGGUCCUUUGUGACCAACUUCAGGCUUACACUGAUGCUUGCCUCAGUGCAGGUGCACCUGUCCAUCAGUGGAGGGAGCCAGACUUCUGCCCUCUGGUAUGUCCUCCAAACAGCCAUUACUCCAUAUGUGUGAGCUCGUGUCCGGAGACAUGUCUGGGUAUCAAUGGACCACCGGGCUGCAGUGAGAAGUGUGUUGAAGGCUGUGAAUGUGACCCUGGCUUUAUCCUCAGUGACAACAAAUGUGUCCCUGUUAAAGACUGCGGCUGUGUGGACUCCUCAGGCUCCUACCAUCCAGUAAAUGAGAACUGGUAUCUGGACGGCUGUACACAAAAGUGUACAUGUGAGGGUGGAGGAAAUAUUCACUGUUACAACACCAGCUGUCUUCCUACUGAGAGCUGCCAACUUCAAGAUGGAGACUAUGGCUGCAAACCUCUUGGUACUGGUAUUUGCUCAGUUUCUGGUGACCCUCAUUAUAACAGCUUUGAUGAUAAAGUACAUCACUUCAUGGGUGCCUGUUCCUACACUCUCACUAAACCCUGUAACGAGACCUCGGGCUUGCCAUACUUUUCUGUGGAGACACAGAACGAGCACAGAGACAAUAACAAGAAAGUGUCUUAUGUAAGAUCUGUCAUCAUCAAUGUGCAUGACACAACCAUCAUUUUGGGCAAGGGUCGCAAAGUUCAGGUGAAUGGAGUUCAGGUCACUGUGCCUGUCACACUGUCAAAUGGUAUUAAGAUCUUCCUAAGUGGCAAAUUUGUGGUGCUCGAGACAGACUUCGGAUUGCGUGUCCGUUUUGAUGGAAACCACCAUGCAGAUGUCACCUUGCCUUCCUCCUACAGUGGACUGUUAUGUGGACUCUGUGGAAAUUUUAAUGGUGAUUCUAAUGAUGACAACAUCAAGUCAGAUGGAACGCCAACAGACAGCACCAAUGAGCUUGGAGAAAGCUGGCAGGUGCCUGACGACAGACCAGAUUGUACUCAUGGUGGAGGAGACAUUGAAUGUGAUGACAAGAUCGAGAAUGAAGCACAGAAACCUACUAGCUGUGGCAUGAUCACCGACCCCAAUGGAAUCUUCAAGCCAUGUCAUGCAGUGGUGCCUCCCAAUCCUUACUUUGAGAACUGUGUGUUUGAUCAGUGUGGCACUGGUGGCGCCACAGUGGCACUGUGCCAAGCUAUUCAAAGCUAUGCUGAUCUGUGCGCUCAAGCUGGGGUGCCAAUUAACUGGAGGAAUAACACCUUCUGUCCUAUUAAAUGUCAGGUUGGUAGUCACUAUGAGUCAUGUGGUUCAGCCUGUCCAGCCAGUUGUCAGGACCCUGGAUCUGAAGGCACUUGCUCUGAGCCCUGUGUUGAGGGAUGUGUGUGUGACCCUGGGUUUGUCCUCAGUGGGGACAAGUGUGUGCCCUUCAGCGAGUGUGGUUGCACUGACAAAGACAACAACUAUAGGCCUGUUGGAGACAGCUGGUUCACAAAAGAUGAUUGCACAGAGCGCUGUGUUUGUUCACCUUUCAAUACAGUGACAUGCGAGGCAUGGCAAUGUGGUCCCGCUCAGGAAUGUAAGGUCAAUGAUGGUGAACUAGGCUGUGUGAACACAGGAGUGGGCAUUUGUCACAUUGCUGGUGAUCCUCACUACUACACUUUUGAUGGCAUCAUGCACACCUACAUGGGUACCUGCACUUACACGCUGGUGGCGAUAUGCGACACCUCUAUGGUGACACCCUUCACCAUUGUGGCCAAAAACGAAGAGCGCGGCCAACCAGAAGCUUCGUAUGUUCGCUCUGUGACCGUCUACCUGCCCACUGCCAACAUCACUAUCAGCAAGAAUGGAAGAGUACUGGUGAAUGAACGCAGGAUAAAGACCCCCUAUGACAUCAGUUCAGCCAAGGCGCGGGUGUUCACUAGUGGAGUAAACACCGUACUGGACACUGACUUCGGCCUGAUUGUGAAGUUUGAUGGAGUGCACCAUAUUGAAAUCACAGUGCCUGGAGACUAUUUCAACAAGGUAUGUGGAAUGUGUGGUAACUACAAUGGAGAUUCCUCUGAUGACAACUUGAUGCCUGACGGCAAGCCAGCCAGUAAUGUCACUGAACUUGGUAACAGCUGGAAGGCAGAAGGAGACAGUGAUCCCGGGUGCAAACCUGACGAACGGCCUGAUGACAAACCCAACUGCAACGAGAAUGAGGAAGAAAUGUACAAGUCACAGUGUGCGGCGUCUAUACUAUCUGAUCUCUUCAAGCCCUGUCACUCUCUCAUUCCUCCAGAAUCUUUCCUGGGGAACUGCAUCUAUGACAUGUGCGAGUAUAAUGGCAUGCAGUCGACUCUGUGCGAUAACAUUGAAGCAUACGCCCAGGCCUGUCAUAGCGCUGGAGUCAUGAUCAGCUGGAGAAACAGCACCUUCUGUCCUCUCCCGUGCCCACCAAACAGUCACUAUUCUGAGUGCACAGCACCAUGUCCUCCUACUUGCGCCGAUCUCUUCCCCGUAUUCUGCCCAUUACCACCUAAUAGUUGUGUCGAGGGCUGCCAGUGCAAUGGAGGUUUUGUGCUAAGUGAUGGCAAGUGUGUUCCCCUCUCAAGCUGCGGGUGUGUUGACAGCAGUGGAGAGUAUCAUGAUGUGGGAGAUUCGUGGAUAACUGACCACUGCGAACAGAGGUGCAGCUGCAGCCUUGGAGGUGUGCUGUCCUGCACGUCCUUUGAAUGCAAUGACAACUCGAUCUGUGAUCUUGACAGCAAUGGAGACCGUUACUGCAAACCUGAGAAAUUCGAUGACUGCAGUAUUGCUGGGGACCCUCACUAUCGUACCUUUGACAAAUACAAUCACCACUACCAGGGAGCGCAUACAUAUGUAUUAACUCAGAGCACCACUCUGCCCAGCUCCCUCACCCCUUUCAUAGUGCGUGGCAAAAACCAGCGGCAAGGAGGCAUCGGCCGUGUAUCACUCCUGCGCGAGGUCUAUGUGGAUGUGUACGGCAUUACUGUUCGCAUGCAGCAGAAGAAAAAAGUGCUGGUCGAUGGAGAGAAAGUCGGUCUACCGUUCAGUCCUGUACGUGGAGUUAACAUAAAAACAAAGUCUCGCUAUGUGAUGCUCACAACUGACUUUGGCCUUUCUGUGCGCUUUGAUGGCAAUGCUCAAGGAGUGGUGACUCUGCCUAGUGUAUACAGAUCUCGUGUGCUCGGUCUGUGCGGUAAUUAUGAUGGAAACGACCGUAAUGAGUACACAAAACCAGACGGCACAGUGACCCGCAACCUCAAUGAGUUUGGAGACAGCUGGAGAGUGACUGACAGACAGGCGGGUCUUCGUACCACAUCUCUACCAAAGAUGGUGCACCUACACAAGCGUGAAGUGGAGGCCGAUCCAGAUUCAGGGUUUGAUACGACAGGCUGCACAAAUGCUCAGCUGGAGGAGCUGAACGGGAAUAAAAUGUGUGGGGCUCUCAGUGACCCUGCUGGUCCUUUCGAUGCCUGUCAUGCUGUGAGCGCUCCGGAUGUCUUCCAGGAGGACUGUGUGUUUGACCUAUGCGCCGACCAGGGCAGUGAAGAGCUGCGCUGUGAAAAUUACGCCGUCUAUGCUCGGGCUUGCCAAGAUCUGGGUGUCAAACUAGGGCUGUGGAGACAAGAAUUGAAUUGCGGUCUGCAGUGUGGGCCCAACAGCACUUACUCCCCCUGUAUGACUCCAUGCCCGGCGUCCUGUGCAGACCUGGCGGCUCCCUCUGAGUGUGAGCAAACACAGUGUGUGGAGGGAUGUCAGUGCGCCACUGGCUUUGUCCUGAGCGACCAAGACUGUGUGCCUUACAGCGAGUGUGGAUGCACUUUCCUCGAUCGCUACUAUCAGCUGAAGGAGACAUUUGUGACGGAGGAUUGUUCACAGAGUUGCGAAUGCACUACCACUGGUGCAGCGUGUCAAACAAAGGGCUGUGGAGACAAUGAGAUCUGCACUGUGUACGACACCAAACGCGACUGUUAUAGAUCGACUCCAUGUUUGAGCUCACCCUGUCAGAAUGACGGUACCUGUGUGGAUAAACCAGAUGGUUCUGGUUAUACCUGCACUUGCGCUGAAGGUUUUGAGGGAACAGACUGUGAGCUCUUUAAAAUCCCCUCCGAGGAAGGCCUGGAUCGAACAGCUAUUAUCUUGAUCGGAGUCCUCGUGCCACUUGGCGUCAUCCUCAUAGUCACAGCAAUCGUGUGCAUUUACAAGAAGUGCAGCCGCAAAAAGAUGAGUUAUGCUUCAAGUACAUUUGAGCUGAACAAAAAGACAGAUCAUCCUUAUGAAACUCUUGAUGAGGGCAAGCAGCAGGGAACAGACAACAGUGUGCUGAAGGCUACUACAUUCUGAAGCAAAACCUCAGUUUUUUGACAAUGAUUUGCUGAUGAGAUUUUGUUUAUAUUUAUUCAUUUUAAAUGUCUUUGUGGAAUAUGUGAACUAACCUCUGUUAAUAUUUUACAUUUUUCAGUAACUUAUUUGUAAACUUCAUUGUAAUUUUUGGUGUAAGCUGUGUUUUGAUUUGGGGAAUGAGUGCAAUUAUCAAAUGUCUAUGAACAUCUGAUGUGAAAUAAAUUAU
Molecule: messenger RNA, 10954 nt
Organism: Onychostoma macrolepis
Lineage: Eukaryota; Metazoa; Chordata; Actinopteri; Cypriniformes; Cyprinidae
Gene: zanl
Product: zonadhesin, like
Cellular component (GO): membrane; extracellular matrix
Molecular function (GO): protein binding
Source: RefSeq, a predicted model, not a curated record